This is a messenger RNA of Saxophila tyrrhenica, 3276 nucleotides long. RefSeq lists its product as uncharacterized. Bases 1 to 3276 code for a protein of 1091 amino acids. The transcript has 2 exons. Gene Ontology annotation, cellular component: intracellular anatomical structure; catalytic step 2 spliceosome. The record is from RefSeq and is a predicted model, not a curated record. Gene Ontology annotation, molecular function: ATP binding; RNA binding; helicase activity. Lineage: Eukaryota; Fungi; Ascomycota; Dothideomycetes; Mycosphaerellales; Extremaceae.
AUGGACGUCCAGACCUUCGUCUCGGACAACUUGAUCAAGCUGGUCGGCGCGUCCGAGCCGAUGCUGGUCGAUUUCAUCACACAAACGGCAAAGACGACGAAGAGUUCUGGAUCGCUGUUCGACAAGUUAUCUGGCAUGCUGGACUCAUCAAACGAUGCGGACUUGCGGCGAUUUAGCGAUGAACUGCACGGGCGCAUAGCCGGGAAGGCGAACGGAAGCAAUGGGGUGUCGAAGAAGGAGAAGGAAAGGCCAGUGAAGGAGGGAAAGAAAAAGUAUGCUAUGGUGGAUAUGGAUGUGGAGGAGCAGGCGCCAGUAGCCGUCAAGAAAGUUGACGGGGAGGGCGAGCGGAGGAAGGAGAAGAAGGAGCGGCGGGAUAGAGAUCGAGACCGCAGACGAUCAAGAAGCAGGGAUCGAGGCAGCAGGAAGAAGAUCAGACGGAGGGAUGAAGAUGACUUUGACGACCGAUGGGGCGACGAGGAAGUCGCGGAGGAAGAACAGGUCGAGGAGGAGUUCGCGAGCCCACCUGCGAAGCGCACCAAGUUGGACAACGGCUCUGCUUCUCCCAGGCCAGGCAAGGCAGAAGACGAGGAGGACGAUGUCGACGAGGAAGAGCGAGAUCGAAAAGAGCGGAUUGAAUUCGAAAAGCGCCUGCAGAACCGCGACAAGUCAUCCACCAAGAACGUCGCUGAAGACCGCCCCUCCAAACGCGAGCAAGCCGACGCCGACCGCAGAGCAAAAGCUGGCAAGCUGUCGGAGCAAGAGAUGGCUGCUCUUCGAUUGCGCUCCCGGCAAAACUAUCUUAAGAAACGCUCGGCUCAGGAGCUGGCUCUGCUGCGGAAGCAGGUGGCUGAUGAAGCGGAAGAAGAACGGUCGAACCCUCUCCUCACACAGACUGAGAAGGAUGAGUUUGCCCGAAACAGAGAGGCGCUGCGUCUGGCCGAGGAGCGGGAGGGUAUUGACGACUAUAUCGACGGCUACGCGAUGCCCGAGGACUACAUCACAGAGAAAGGCAAGAUGGACACGAGGCGGAAGCAAGACGCGCUGUACUCCCGCUACGUGGACCGAGACGAUCAGGGGCGAGAGCGAUACGUGACCGAGCACGAAGAGUGGGAGCGGGAGCAGCUGGCGAAGACACAGGCGCAGAUUGUCGUUGCGGAUCGCAAGAACGAGGCAGAGUAUGAAUACGUUUUCGACGAGGAGCAGCAGAUCAAAUGGGUCAGCGAUGCGGUGAUGAAAGGCGGACUGGGCGAGAUGCAGAGCGCGGAGGAGCGGUUAAUGGCGCAGCAAUUACUCGCUGCGGAGCGGAAGGCGAAGACGAUUGAAGAAAAGCGGAAGAGUUUGCCCGUCUACCAGUACCGGCAGCAGUUCCUGGACGCAGUGAAGGAGUUCCAGGUGCUGAUCGUGGUUGGAGAGACUGGUAGUGGGAAGACGACGCAGCUGCCGCAGUACCUGUACGAGGAUGGAUACUGCAAGGAAGGGAUGAAGGUGGGUUGCACUCAGCCUCGACGAGUGGCCGCGAUGAGCGUUGCUGCCAGAGUGGCAGAGGAGAUCGGAGUGAAAGUUGGGAAUGAAGUGGGAUACGCGAUUCGGUUUGAAGAUGCCACGACGGACAAGACGAUGUUGAAAUAUAUGACGGACGGCAUGCUUCUCAGAGAGUUCUUGACGGAGCCGGAUCUGGGAGGGUACAGUUGUCUGAUGAUUGAUGAAGCCCACGAACGAACGCUGCAUACCGACAUUCUCUUCGGUUUGGUGAAGGAUAUCGCUCGUGGACGCCCAGAUCUGAAGCUCCUGAUCUCGUCGGCUACCUUGGAUGCGCAGAAAUUCUCUGCUUUCUUCGACGACGCACCUAUUCUCAAUAUUCCUGGCCGGACUUACGAUGUCGAGAUGAAUUACUCGCUGCAGCCAGAGGCCAACUACCUCUCGGCCGCCAUCACCACAGUCUUCCAGAUUCACCUUUCGCAACCCAUGCCUGGCGACAUUUUGGUCUUCCUCACAGGCCAGGAUGAGAUCGAGCAAGCAGAACAGUCGCUACAAGAAACAGCAAAGAAGCUGGGCUCAGCGGCACCCGAGCUGAUGAUAUGUCCCAUCUACGCCAAUCUACCAACGGACCUACAACAAAAGAUUUUCGACCCAACACCGCCCAAAGUCCGCAAAGUCGUCCUCGCCACCAACAUCGCCGAAACCAGUCUCACAAUCGACAACAUCGUCUACGUGAUCGACCCGGGCUACGUGAAAGAGAACCGCUACACGCCCGCCACAAACAUGGAGUCCCUCGUCGCCGUCCCCAUCUCCCGUGCCUCGGCCAACCAACGCGCCGGUCGCGCCGGCCGCACCGGCCCAGGGAAAUGCUUCCGCCUGUACACGAAAUGGGCCUUCUACAACGACCUCCCCGAAUCCACUACCCCGGAAAUCCAACGCACGAACCUCAACUCCAUCGUCCUCAUGCUAAAAUCUUUGGGUAUCAACGACCUCAUCGCCUUCGACUUCAUGGACCCUCCGGCACCAGACAUGCUCAUCCGCUCGCUCGAACAACUUUACGCCCUCGGCGCGCUCAACGACCGCGGGGAGCUCACAAAGAUCGGACGGCAGAUGGCUGAAUUCCCGACGGACCCUAUGCUCGCUAAAGCCGUCCUCGCCGCGGACAAAGAAGGCUGCGUGGCGGAAGUCCUGUCCAUCGUCGCCAUGCUCGGCGAAGCCUCCGCCUUGUUCUACCGACCGCGGGAUAAGAAGAUGCAGGCAGACGCGGCUAGGAACCGUUUCACGGUGAAAGAAGGCGGCGAUCACGGGACCUUGCUGAAUAUCUUCAACCAGUGGCUCGAUGCGGAUUUCUCGUUCGUCUGGGCAAAGGAGAAUUUCCUGCAGCAGCGCAGCCUUACCCGCGCGAGAGAUGUGCGGGAUCAGUUAACGAAACUCUGCGAGCGCGUUGAAGUCGAUCCAGCCAGUACCUGCGGCAGUUCAAACCUCCAGCCCAUCCUCCGCGCGCUGACGGCCGGUUUCUUUCCAAACGCCGCCCGUCUCCAACGCAACGGGGAUAGCUAUCGCACUGUCAAGAACAAUCUCACAGUGCAUCUCCACCCGAGCAGCGUGCUGAUGGAGAGCAGACCGAAGUGGGUGGUUUUCUACGAAUUGGUGCUGACGAGCAAGGAGUUUAUGCGGAGUUGUGUGCCGUUGCAGCCCGAGUGGUUGAAUGAGCUGGCGCCGCAUUUCUAUAAGAAGGGGGAUGUGGAGAGUUUGGGGGUGGAUCGGAAGGUGCCGAAGGGGCAGGGCUUGUUGUGA